Eriocheir sinensis (Chinese mitten crab) is the source of this 7073-nucleotide messenger RNA. RefSeq names its product gastrula zinc finger protein XlCGF57.1-like. Lineage: Eukaryota; Metazoa; Arthropoda; Malacostraca; Decapoda; Varunidae. The record is from RefSeq and is a predicted model, not a curated record. The transcript is spliced from 3 exons. The coding region runs from base 1005 to 2444 and encodes 479 amino acids.
AACUAUCAAUCAAUCAAUCACAGGAGCUGCCGAUACAAAGGCCUGCUGGGAGAAAUCUCAAGCCACCUGUGACAUCAAGAUCAGCAAAAGAAAGCCACGCCAGUGACCUCACGCCUCACGCGCGGCUGUGUACCAAUACUAUUUGUAUUGCUGUCUUGAAGUCUUCUUGUUCUUAGCGUAACCGUCCUGUGUCUGCUGUGAAACCAUCAAGACGAACAGAAAGGAGUCAGGACAGCACCAAGACCAGCCCACCGACUCCCUGCAGCAGGUGUGCAGGCAGGACGCUGCAGGGCUGGACAGCACCAAGACCAGCCCACCGACUCCCUGCAGCAGGUGUGCAGGCAGGACGCUGCAGGGCUGGACAGCACCAAGACCAGCCCACUGACUCCCUGCAGCAGGUGUGCAGGCAGGACGCUGCAGGGCUGGACAGCACCAAGACCAGCCCACCGACUCCCUGCAGCAGGUGUGCAGGCAGGACGCUGCAGGGCUGGACAGCACCAAGACCAGCCCACUGACUCCCUGCAGCAGGUGUGCAGGCAGGACGCUGCAGGGCUGGACAGCACCAAGACCAGCCCACUGAGUCCCUGCAGCAGGUGUGCAGGCAGGACGCUGCAGGGCUGGACAGCACCAAGACCAGCCCACUGAGUCUGCUGAAGAACUACAGAGUCUCCUAGAUGUGGAGCUGCCGCUACAAAGGCCUGGCUGGGGAGAAAUCCCGAGCCACCUGUGACAUCAAGAUCAAGAUCAAGAGCCCUGCAGCAGGUGUGCAGGCAGGAGGGUGCAGGGCUGGACAGCACCAAGACCAGCCCACUGACUCCCUGCAGCAGGUGUGCAGGCAGGAGGGUGCAGGGCUGGACAGCACCAAGACCAGCCCACUGACUCCCUGCAGCAGGUGUGCAGGCAGGAGGGUGCAGGGCUGGACAGCACCAAGACCAGCCCACUGACUCCCUGCAGCAGGUGUGCAGGCAGGAGGCUGCAGGGCUGGACAGCAACAUGAGCUGCUGAUGAUGAGUGGCCAGGAUAAGCAGGAGCAGACUGUUGUCGGUGGCAGGAGAGUCAGUGGUCCUCGGAAGCAGCUUGUUGCUGGCAACUCCAGCAACAAAGGAGAGAGGAAGUUUGAGUGUCUGGAGUGUGGAAAAGGAUUCACCUCGAGGCCAGGCCUCAAAUAUCACACCCAUAAACACACAGGUGUUAAAAACUUUGAAUGUAAGGAUUGUGGAAAAAAGUUCAGUUUAAAGGGUUUACUUAAUCAACACACCCUUAUACACACAGGUGUGAAAAACUAUGAAUGUGAGGAAUGUGGAAAAAAGUUCAUCAGAAAGGGUCACCUUGAUUCACACACCCAGACACACACUGAUGUAAAAAAUCAUGAAUGUAAGGAAUGUGGAAAAAAAUUUAGGCGGAAGGAACAAAUUCGUUUACAUGCUCUUACACACACUGGUGUAAAAAACUAUGAAUGUAAGGAAUGUGGAAAAAAAUUCAACAAAAAUAGUAGCCUUAAAACACACACCUUUACACACACUGGUGUGAGUAACCAUAAAUGUAAGGAUUGUGGAAGAUAUUUUAUCAGCAAAGGUCCCCUCACUGCUCACGCCCAUACACACACUGGUGUAAAAAACUACGAGUGUAUGGAAUGUGGAAAAAAAUUCUCAGCUGGGAGAUAUCUUAAGAGACACACAAUUACACACACUGGUGAAAAAAAAUAUAAAUGUGGGGAAUGUGGAAAAAUGUUUGGCCUGAAGAGUAACCUUACUCAGCACAUCCGUAUACACAGUGGGGUAAAAAAAUAUGAAUGUAAGGAAUGUGGAAAAAAGUUCAUCUCGAAGAAUAUCCUUGAUAAACACACCCUUACACACACAGGUGUGAAGAAAUUUGAAUGUAAGGAAUGUGGAAGAAAAUUCAGCAGGAAGAAUGUCCUUAAUCAACACACUCUUAUACACACAGGUGUUAAGAAAUUUGAAUGUGCGGAUUGUGGAAAAAAAUUCAUCGGAAGGGUAGGCCUCGUCACUCACAGCGUAACACACACUGGUAUAAAAAACUUUGAAUGUAAGGAAUGUGGGAAAAAAUUCAGCUGGAAGAAUAACCUCAAUGCACACAUCCGUACACAUACUCGUGCAAAAAAAUAUGCAUGUAAGGAAUGUGGAAAGAAAUUCACCCGCAAAGCUGACGUUGACUCUCACACCCUUACGCAUUUUGGUGGAAAACCGUAUGAAUGCCAAGAAUGUGGAAAAAAAUUUAGCCAAAAGAGUUACCUUAAUAAGCAUACACUUACACAUAUGAAAAAUCAUGAGUGCAAAGAGUGUGGGAAGAGAUUCACUGUGAGGUCGGCCCUUGACCGGCACAUCUUUGGGCACUCUGGCCUUCGAGAGUUCAAGUGUGAUGUUUGUGGGAAACUCUUUAAGAAGAAGAUUGGCAUUACUAAACACAUGAAGACCCACUUCUAAGGUGUAUUUACCUACAAUAGUUAUACUGACCAGUUUGUAAGCAAAAAUUAAGUCUGAAGAAGAAAGCUGAGUGAGGGAGUGGGAAAAGCAGUCAUGUAAGAUGAAGAAAGUUUGUCUUCUUUAUGUAUACAUUUUGUCUCACUCCACGGAUGGUGUAGAUGUGUUGGGAUAAGGUUUGUAAUGCCUCACACUCAACUAUGGUUCUAGAUUGAAUCUUGGGGUGCUGGUACUCUAGCGUGUGUGAAAGGAGGGUCGAUGAGACCGUAGAAUUAUGCUACUAGAGUGUCCUAGGUAUGAUAGGGCUAGGCAGAGUAUGGUAGGAAUGAUAACAGGAAUUUGGAAUUUGGCCACAUGGAGCGAAUGGAGGAGAGUAAGAUGACCAGAAAGGUGUAUACGAGUGAGAUAGAGGGAGGGAAUGCUAGAGGAUGACCUCCUGUGAAAUAGAGGGAUAGGGUGCAAGAGUACAUUAGGGAGAGGGGGCAAAGAUCUUUAAGAAACUUUGAGUAGGCAAGGAGGGUGUGUCUGGAUAGAGAAAGUUGGAAGCUCUUCUGCCGUGGCCAUCCCCUGGUGGGAGCUCCUAGGAGCAGGUGUCGAUGAAAUGAUGAUGAUGAUGAUGAUGAAUUUGGAACAGAAGUAUGGAAUAGGAUACUAGAGGGGAAUGUAGAAAGGGUGAUAGAACUCUUCCUAGGUCUGAGUACACUGCAGACAGGGACCAAAAGAACAAUAGAGGGGGUUAAGGAAUUCCUAGAGAGAGCCUGGGCAGUGUGCACCAGAUAGGGUGGACUCCUGUAGAUGUCCCCGCCUGUGCCUCUACGGGCUCUACUAAGGCUGUAUUCGUUUGGAUUUUCAGGGUGUUGGCCAUGAGGGAGUAAACUGUUACAAAGGCUAUGGUUGAACCGAAAGGGACAACUACCUCCCAAACCAACACCAAGUCAAUUUUUCGUACUUUCCACAGGUGUUUUACUACUGUACAUCUUUUCAUUAGUUCAUUAUUCACACUGAAAAGCAUUUAUCUCUGAAUUUCUUUAUUUAUGUUUUCCCACUGGUCAAAUAGUUUAUGCUGGUUCCUGAUGCUUUCAUUUUUUUCACAGUAUAUUAAGAAGUGCUCCAAAGUUUCCAUUUCUCAGUUACUUAGUUGAUAUUUUUCUUCACCUUCUCUAAGGAAUUUGUUCCUCGAAUAUCGUUGUAGCAUUAUGUGGGGGCUUUCUUCAUUACGUGUGAUUCCUCACUUGUCAAACCAUUUUUCUUCUUUUAUGUUGUGUUUGUAGAGUUUGUACCAGCUGAGUGUAGAUUUAUUUUCCAUUGACUUAUUUCCAUAUGUUUGUAUCCCAUUCAUUGAUUUUACUUUUUAUUUGUUCUUCAGUUAGUAGGUUAAUCUGUUUGUAUCAAUACUUACCUUGUCCAUGUAAAAUUUGACUUGCUUAGCCAAAUUACUUUGUCCUUUAUCCAGUUGCUGGAGGGUUAUUUCUUUUAAGAGGUUAUUGUGUUCUUCUAUUGUGUGUUUUACAAAUAAGCUGCCUUGCAUGUCUGGAGGCUGCAGAGGAUGCUCCCACUUCUACUGUGAGAGCUGAUUCAGCUGUGUCGUGUAAUAGGUGCAACAUGUUCCUGCAUGCCUGGUUGUCUACUGUAAGCUUUGCCGUUCCUGCUUGGUGUAUACCAUGACCUCAGAAGUGUAGAGGAAUCCCAGCAUUACUAGUACUUUCCACAAGGCUUUUCCAAUCAGAAGUCAGUUACAUGAAUUGCCUCAAUCAAAGCACAGAAUAUUUCUCAGUUGUCUUGCCUUGCUAAACCUUUUAAGGUUCAAGGAAGCAAUUUCUACUGGAAAUAAUUUUAACUCAGCUACUUGUAAUUUUUAUGCCAUUUGUUUUUGUUGUCGAGUCUUUGGUCUUGUUGCUGUAAAUCAGGAUAUUGCUCUUGUUUUUGUUGAUCUUGCAGCCACAAUCUGCUCCAUAGACAGUAAAGAAAAAGUGUCAUUUACAUAUACAGCAUCAGUUUUACAAAUUUCAUUCUUAAAGCUAACAUUUUCCUGUAGUUUUCUUAUAAUGUAGCAGGUGAUGAGGAGGAAUAGGGUUGUAGACCUGUUACAUCCCUACCUCAUUACAGAUAUCACUUAAAUUUGUGCUUGCUCUCUUUCAUUUAGAUAUAACUUUGUUUAAUCUAUUGUAUAUAUUUUUGCUAUUGCAUCCAUUAUUUGUACAUGUAUGUUGUAUUUCAUUUAAAGUUCAGUUACUAUGCAUUUCAGGGGCCUUGACCCAUCGCUUUUCGCAAAUAUCUUAUAAAGAAGCAGCUUGAGCAGUGUGGUAUUUUGGCACAGCAUUUUUUUUUUUUUUUUUUUUUUUUUUUUUUUUUACGUCACUGCCUGUUGCGCCGGUAGGCAUCUUCCUGGUGGGGCCUGAUGGUCAGCCCAAGGCUUCUACCAGGUGGGGCCUGAUGGUCGGCCCAGCCCGUUCUGGCGCAGGCGAGUGUUUAUAGUGGCGCCAUCUUGCAUUGGCUCAUGCUGCCCCCCGGAACUCGUUCUUGAUUCGCUUGGACGGCUUCCUCUAGAGUCCGGGUUAAUGGGUGGUCUUCAGGACAGCAUGUGGGUAGUUUUAAGCCACUCGGCGGUGACUGAAAAAUCCGAGUGGUAGCGUGGGGAUUCGAACCCGCGUCGUCCAUCACGCGGUGAAUGUGGGCCCAGUACGCUACCACUUCGGCCACUGCCUACCUAUUGUUGACACCCUGCCAUAAUUUUUGGCAAUAUAGUGCAUUGCAAAAUGUGAAUGAUUAAGGUGCUCACUUCCGACUUUAUUGGUUAAGCCUGGCAUGGCCAUCUAGACAUUCGAACAAGGGAAGCGUGACUUUGCUGUCACGUGUGUACCCACCCUCUCGAUCCUGUCUUCCCCUAAGUCUAUACAUGUAUAUACCAAGUCAAGUCACUCUGCUUCAAAACUGCGACCGGUACGUGCAGGGGGCGGAGCAGCGGGAUGACGUCACUUGAAGGUAAAAAAAAAUACCCACCAUUUCAGGGGUGACUAAAGUUGCGGCUGUGUGUGCACUUUGGAUGUGCAUGCUUGCCUUCUUUCACAGCGCAUUCAGGCAAGCCACUGACGGAAAAAAAUAUGCCUUUUUAUUUUGCUAUUGCGUGACUGUAAUUCCAGUGCCUACAGACAGUGGUGUGGGGUGUGAGGGAGGGCAUGAUGAAGUGAUUGAUUUAAAUUAGUCUGCCUUUUUUUGUUUUCUCUAAAUCCCUGUUUCUACAUUCUCUAGUUUGGCUCCAAGCACUGUCACGCAUAAACCACACCUCGGUCGUGUCUCCUCCUACAAACCUGCGUAUGACUUGACUUGGUGUAUAUAUACGUAUAUAGACUUGGGUCUUCCUCUUCCUCCCUCCCUCCUCCGUCUCCCGUGCCCUCCCUCCACCAUCACCCCACCUUUCUCUCUCUCUCUCUCUCACACACAUGCAUUAUAUAUAUAGAAUUCAGCCAUGCACAUGUUAUUUGUCUUUAGUGCAGAUAAUUCGUAAGUACACGCUGAGUAUGGUAGGGUGGUUUGGGCUAACGACUUAGAUAGCUGUUCCAGCAUGGCUGACCGUCUAAAGGUGUCCUGCAUUUGCCAGGAGUUGUUUGCAUCAUUUGUCCACCCAUCCGCUUGCUAUCAUUGUCUACAUUGACCGUUUAACGUGGCCACAACCACCCUCUCCCUAUUCCUUUCGACUCUCCCCUCUUGAAGUUUUUUUAUUCAUUUAUUUAUAUAUUAUUUGCUUACCUUUCCAUCCAUGUAUUUACCCUAUAUUAGUCCUGCAUCCCUGCCCUAUUCCCACCCUUACCUCCUUCCGACACCUAACCAACCUCCCGUCAAUGACCAUGCCUCAGCUGCCCCAGCCCACCAGACCUCCAACAUAACCUGUGGAAAAGAGGGCCAAAUACAGCUUCCGUUGAUAUAUAUUCGUAAUUCCACGCUUCUUGGCUAAAUUUGUUAAUUAGCGACCGGGCUCAAAAAACGACUCGAAAGGGUAAAAAAUCAAAUAAAUUCGCAAAAAACGACUGAAAAAAAAACUUUUUGAGUUCCCAACCUUGAAACCCACUCAUUUUUUGAGAAUUUCAAAACACUUAUUUAGCAAAAGAUUUAGCCCUGCCAAUGUGCUUUCCAAUAUGGUGCAUAACAUUUCCCUACUCCCAGUAGUUUCGUCGCUAGAGCUCGAAACAAAAACCCUGUCAAGAGCGAUUUUGACGAACUCCAGACACUUUGCCAUUUUUGUCUAGUGUGGCCUUGCUAUCGCCUCUAGAAGGCUGUAAUUUGGCAUGUAGCCCCUCUUGGCAAUGUAGUUUGACCAACUCGACGGAGUUUUUGAUAGCUCGAUUCCAAGUUGGUCAUCGAGGUGUCACAAAAUAGCCUGUUUUUACGGCCCUUUUGCUGCGAUUUGGAUACGUUCUAGAUUUUUGCUUAUAACUUUUAUUUAUUUCAUGCUUUCCAAUUUUUUUCUGAUUAUUAAUCUGUAUUAAAAGAGCUUUCAUUUGCCACCAAGCACGCCUUCCUGAUGCCAUAAAAAUUAAUAUAUAUGCAUAAAAAUUCAUAUGUGAACACUUCAAUAUGUUGACUAUCUUGUAUCAAAACCAUUUUAAGAUAUCUAAAUAAAAAAGUUACUAGUUU